Molecule: messenger RNA, 4716 nt
Organism: Hyaloperonospora brassicae
Lineage: Eukaryota; Oomycota; Peronosporomycetes; Peronosporales; Peronosporaceae
Source: the annotation of a GenBank genome assembly
AUGGCCUCGAACGCCCACCGCUCGCCCGAGCAGACGUCGGCCGUCGACGUCUCGCACACGCCGUACACAAAGGUCACGACGCCGCCCAAGCGCGUGACGAGACAAGAGACGUUCAACAGCGACGCCGAGACGGGAUCGAUUGGGUCCAUUGCGGCCAAGACGCACUGCGGGGACGAAGGCGGUCAAGAAGAGAGACGCAGACGACGCAGCAGUAGUGUUCGUGACAGGCGCGGGACGUACGGACGCGACGGGCGCGUUGGAGAGGCGACGUGGGAGGCGGACAAUGACACUGCAGUGGACAUUAGUCGCACAGACGACGUGGGGCCGCGACACGAAGCACCGGCGAGGAAAGACACGAACCCGAGCAGCAAAGAGGGCGUGACAGAGUGCCCCAUGCAGAUGGGUUCAGCGCCGAGGAACAACUCGGAGCUGUCGAGUCUGCCGAGGCGGUACCUCAAUGGUCAAUUCCAAAGCAACUCGUACUUUUCCAGGCGACUACUGCGUCUCUCGCAGCUGAUCGUCGUUGGGGACAUUGUGGCGCUCGGCUUUUUUUAUUUCUACAAAGCAGGCGACGGUCAGGGCGGCUUACGUGGCAAGUUGUACGUCGGCUCGCCACUACAAGUCCUGGUAUCGAGCAACGAAACGAGCUGCUCGACGUCGCUGGCGCUAGCAGCUUUGGUGUACCAUUUAUUCCCGGCUGUGUUCAUAAUAGGACUGCCCGCUUCGGGACUCCGGGUGUUUGAGCCAUUUAGGAGAGAACAGCGGUUUGAUCGCGGUGGGCGACUGCAGAAAGUCAAGCGGACGAUUUGUUUCCAGCUUUGUGAGCUCGUGGGCGCUUGGAUUUUCGUGUACGAAGCGCUGAUUCUCGGCUACUUUGUCUAUUACGUUGCAAGCGGACACAUCUUUAUCAACUGCGACCCUGAUGUCAAAGCCUAUGUCUUUUGUGGCGGUGCACUCAUCAUGUUCUGGCUGCUUUUCGUCCUCAUGCGCGCUUUUGCUCGAUUCCGGGAACAUCUCAAGAUGCAAUUGGGUGCAUUCAAAGAGAGUGAUCAGACGGGUGACGUCAAAGCACACAUGCUGCGAUCGAAAAUGAAGCGCAAACAACGUCAGCAGCAAAAGAACAGCAACGAUGCGGAAGCUUCCCCACUGACUCCAACCAAAUCGGUCGUUGUCAAGGACGUUCGCAAGAGACUUUAUCGUGGAGCCCAGCUUGGUGACCUGAGGCUGAUUCGGCGCUCGAUUCGUAUUGCAAAGCUUCAUUUAGGUGAGAACUUUGCGAAAGAACUGUACCCCGACCCGGUCAUGGUGUUUGGCAUCUUUGGGCUUGCCAAGAAGAAUCCCAUGCAUGUGGCCGCGUAUCAGGGCAACAUUGCAGCCAUGGAAUUGCUAUUCAAGGCACGUUUUCAGGUCAAUUCGUUCGACAAGGUCUCGCGUGUGCGAUUUACUACAGGUGAUCUGUUCUUGUACCUUGCGAGCUACUUUAUCCAGAAACCUGUUGUCUCAGCUGACGAGACGUAUAGCUCCGUGUUCAAGACGACAUUGGUGACACCGUUGCAUUGCGCUGUGAGCACCGGUCGUCUGGCCGCUGUGCGGUGGCUCGUUGCCCACGGAGCCGACGUCAACCUCUGUUCGAAGUCGUCAUACCGCUCGGAAAGCCGUUUGCCACCUAUUUUUCUGGCCGACCACCCCGAGAUUGUGCACGUGCUGCUUCGAGCAGGCGCAAAUCAUCUCGCCAUUCCAGAUCCCGGUCACAUGAACACCAUCACAGUGUUGCAGCUCGCAUACUUGCGAGGUAAUUAUGCCGCUGCGCAGAUACUUGAAGACUGGGGAGGUGACGUUGCACUGACACCGCUACAUGCAGCCGCAGCUAUGGGUGACGUUGCAACUAUCCGAGCUUUGUUGCGAAAAAAAGUGAAUCCAGACGUUCUAGGUGAGCUGGGCUACGUUGGACUUAACAAGCGUACACCGCUACAUUGGGCAGCAAUAAAUGGUGCAGUCGACGCUGUAGAGAUUCUGCUCGCUGCGAAAGCUGAUGCUAAUUUUCAAGAUGCACAUGGACGUACAGCGCUACAUUGGGCGGCCCGUGUGAAUCGCGUCGAUAUUGUGCGGGUGCUGUUGGCGCAUGGAGGGGACCCAACGAUUGUAGAUGAUGGAGAUAUGACGCCCAUUAUGUGUGCUGCUUGCGCUGGCGGGACUACUGCCGAUAUGUUCAAGGCUUUGGUUACUAGUGGUGGUGAUAUCAACCAUCAGCUGCACUCGACAGGUGACACAGCAUUGCACUUGGCGGUGAAGUUGGACGAUCAACAAACAGCCUUAGCAUUGCUGAGUAUGGGAGGUGACAUCAUGCGCACGAACCACAACGGCUUUCGGCCUAUUGAUUGCACUACGUCGACGAGACUGCAGUUCGAGAUUAAGCGAGCAGCAGGCACUCGAGACGUGAUGAUCAGCUACACGCACUCCCACAAGGAGUUUGCGUUAAAACUUCGCAAAUCGCUCGAAGAUGCCAGCAUUACCGUGUGGCUUGAUCUCAUGGAUCCUAGUGGAAUCGGUGGUGGGUCUGUCUGGCGAGAGGAGAUUGCACGUGGUAUCACAAAUGCUGCAGUAGUGCUUUGCAUCUUAACAGAGGACUACGCGUCGUCUGAGUGGUGUCUGAAGGAAUUGGCACUAGCGAAACAAGUUGGCAUACCAAUUAUGGCCAUUUCUACGGAGCAUGCAACGAUAUCCGAGGAGCUUCAAGUGUAUUUGUACACACGACAGCUUGUACCGUUUGAAGUUGCUAUCGUGCACGUGAAGCAAGUGACUGAAAAAGAGAUCCGAUAUGAAUACGACGAUGGAGUGUACAAGAACCAGCUACGGAUGUUAUUGGAUGGUAUGCGUGACGAAAUUGAAAAGCGCAAGGAAGAAAAUAUCAAGCGCAACAUGCGUCGUGCUGAAACAAAUCUAACGCUAGGGUCUGGCCAUGGAGGUAGCGGUAUGCGCAGCCGCCGCAUUUAUCGCGCAGCGUCUCAGAUGAGCUACACGUACACGAAUAGUAUGGGAUCGAUAAAGUUUGAUGAGCGAGCACCGACAGCGGCACCGUUCGACAUGCCCGGCUACUAUGCCAACGAUUCGUAUAGCUCACCGAUUCACGAAGUUGAUGACGGCUCAGCAAUGCCCGUCAUGGUCGGUAACAGCCGUCGUCGUGGUGCACCGGGAUCUGCUCAUUCAAUCGGAUCCAACGGCGUGUUUUCGACUGGCCAGCGCAGCCCGUGGCUUAGCAACGCCUACGACUACACCAGCACCAACAUGAGCAUCUUGAGCAGUACUAGCAGUUCCAACAGCUUUGUUGAUGACUGCGGCGUUUCUGAUAGCAUUGUGCUCGACACAGGUGGGUACUAUUUUCACCAAGCACCCGGUAGCGAAAAGCAUAAGCAAGGAAGUCGCAACAACGCUAUUCUUACCGAGACCGACGGGCUGGAUGCUAGCGACAGUAUUGUGGAGGAUUUGCAGGAGCUGAACACGGCGACGGCCAGUGGUGAACAAUUCGUAUUCAUCAGCCACGGAGACCAUCACCAGCGGUUUGUGCAAAAGUUGUGCGUCGAGAUGUGCCGUGAGGGCGGCCUCAGGUGCUAUGUGGACCGUAAGCACAUAGUGGAGCUUUCAACGACGAUUGCGGAAGACAAGGAAGAGGAAUUGGAAAAGAAGAAGUCGAUGCGUCUGAUACUACCGCGAAACGAAGAUAUGUCCAUGCGCAUCCACGACGCAAAGGAAGCCAUUCUCAGAUGCUCAGCGUUUGUGGUGCUUGUGUCUGAGAAGACGCUGGCCAGCGAACUCGUAAAAGACCAACUUGCGUUUGCCGAGGACAAGGGCAAGAACAUCCUACCCGUAGUGGUGAACCACAUGGACUUUGGUCUCGAUAUCAAGUACAGCCUCGCACGAAGCACGUUCUUCCACUUCUUCACGAAGGGUGACAUGAUGGGCUUUCGUCAGUCGUUACGACACUUGCUAGAUGCGCUACGUGAAGAAGUGUACGGCAUUGGUGUCGAGGGUCCACUCCGCAGUGUCAAGUCUGGUACUCGCCCCUCCCGCUUCAAACACGGUGAGCACCAGUAUCCGAGAUUAUAUGGUGGUGGCCACGCAUCCAGCUUUAGCGGUGGCGGUCAUGGCAAUGGUCGUGAUGUGCAGCCUCGUGGAGGGUUCUCGACGUUGGGUGAUAGCUUCACGUCAGCUUUUGGGUCUUACAAUCCCCCGGUACUGAACGAAGUCAGUCUUCGCAUGCGCCCUCCGACUUCGGACAGUCUCUAUUGCACAAGUUCACGGAGUGACAUCCGCAACUAUGGCUUGCCUUCCACACGACUCUCGCAGACUUUUGCUGAAACCAAUGGCGCGACGCGUAGUAGGACAUCGGAUAUGAGUCUAGCUCUGUCAAUGGUUGGGAAUUUCUCGACACUCGUCGGGCGUAUCACGGAUGACGUGGAGGAGGAAGACGAAGUGCUGUCGUAUGGUGGAAUGCAGGAUGACGAGUUUGAUUUGAUUGACGAGGUGGAAGAUGAGGAGAAUCGGGAAGCACCUCAUGUGGUGGAAGCAGUUUCGUUGUUCUCAAGUACAUUGCAGCAACAACGUGCAGGUGACGGCAUCUCUGAUACCCGUCAACGGGGAUCUGACUCCUCCAUCAGUAUGUUGGAAGUGACUGAACCACCUGUCGGCGUUGACAUUACGGUGCUGGGCGACGAAUGA